Molecule: messenger RNA, 321 nt
Organism: Iphiclides podalirius (scarce swallowtail)
Lineage: Eukaryota; Metazoa; Arthropoda; Insecta; Lepidoptera; Papilionidae
Source: the annotation of a GenBank genome assembly
AUGGGUGGCGGUUAUCACUUAACACCAGGUGAAGCGCCAGCUCGCUUGCCACAUUCGCACAUAGAAGAAAGCUCAAGGCGCGCGUGCGGCGCGUUGACUGGCGGUGACGUCACGAAUCACGUCCGAGAGGCGAGGAGGCCGAGCGGCGCGCCCGUCCCCCACUUAAUGAGGGCCGCUCUCCGCUUCCGUCCGCCGGCGCACAAAAACGCAACUACGGCCACGAUGGCGGCGACGGAGACGGGCGAGCGCUUCCGUAAAAAAGAGUAUCAUGAAGUCAUCAUCCGUAAAAACGUUACUACCAGCACGGGCACCGACGUCCAG